AUGCUCCUCUCUUUCCCAUUCCUAACCAGCGCAAUUGCGCUCAUUUCCUUUGCCUAUGGAGCUGCCUUCGAUCUCCAGAUAAAUUCUGGGGAUGCCAAAGCAGUCUACACAAUGACCAAUGAAUCACCAAACCAGGUUGUUGCAUUUCCGGUAUUGUCUGGCUACCAGCUGGGCCCCUCACAGUCAUUUCCCACUGGUGGGAAUGGCGCAGUGGCCGUGGUAACCAAUGGGACUCAGAAUUUUCCCGAUUCACUAGCCAGCUCCCACAGCGUCCUGGUGUAUGGAAAUUAUCUCUUCAAUGUUAAUUCAGGUUCCAAUUCAAUCUCCAUGUUUGAGAUAUCACCUUCAGACCCGACCAGUCUCCAUCGUGUGGGUGUUUACAACACUCCAGGAGACUUUCCAAACUCCCUUGCAGUGCACAACGAUACCAUCUGCGUGGGCCACUCUGGAACACGGACUGGAGUGAGUUGUGCGAACUGGAAGGCAGAUAACAUUGGAUCCUUUGAUGGUCUACGCAUCUUGCCACCUCAUACGAACCAGACUGUUCCUCCUAAUGUUAGCUUUGACAUUUCUGUUUUAACCGAGAUUGUCUUCACCUGGAGUGGAUCUUCCCUGGUCGGCAUGUCCACUGGCGAUGCUUCCAAUUUACAAGGUAUGAUAGGAAUAUGGUCUGUGGACUCAGAUGGAAAGGUCGCGCAGGAUGGAACCCUAGCCGCACCCAACGGGAUGACCAUACCUUUCGGCGCAGAUCAAGUCCCAGGUACCUCCAAGCUCUUUGUCUCAGACGCGAUGCUUGGCGCCUUUGUGAUUGAUGUAGAGUCCCCAGGCUCACUCCUGUCAAAAUCAAAAGUCGAUGACAAAUUUGCGACUUGCUGGGCACAAUUUUAUCCGAGAACAGGCCAUGGAUAUGUCACCGACGUGCAGCGAAAUACGAUUUCUAAGGUGGAUCUGGGGACAGGGGCAGUUUUGCAGGCGAUUGAGCCAGUUAACAACUUUGAUGGUUAUAUGGACUUUAGGAUCGCGGGGAAUGCUCUUUAUGCUCUGGCUGUUCAGGUCGAUCCUCAUGCACACUUUAUCACGGUAUUUAAUCUGACCUCGGAUAUUUUCGACGGACAGAAUGUGACGAUUGGGGGAAGCAAUGGGCAUGUUCAAGGGCUGGCUGUUUUUGUUUGA
Messenger RNA from Penicillium canescens, 1173 nucleotides. RefSeq lists its product as uncharacterized. Bases 1 to 1173 code for a protein of 390 amino acids. The record is from RefSeq and is a predicted model, not a curated record. Gene Ontology annotation, molecular function: protein binding. The transcript has 2 exons. Lineage: Eukaryota; Fungi; Ascomycota; Eurotiomycetes; Eurotiales; Aspergillaceae.